Molecule: messenger RNA, 1866 nt
Organism: Verruconis gallopava
Lineage: Eukaryota; Fungi; Ascomycota; Dothideomycetes; Venturiales; Sympoventuriaceae
Exons: 7
Coding region: 1-1866 (621 amino acids)
Biological process (GO): transmembrane transport
Molecular function (GO): transmembrane transporter activity
Source: RefSeq, a predicted model, not a curated record
AUGGUGUCUGAACGCGACGAAACAGGAGAUGAAAGCCAAACUCCCACGGUAGCUGAGGAGAAGGAAGAAGCCGCGCGGACUGUGCAAGACUCGGAGAAGGAUGAAAGUGGACCCGCCACCCCGACGGGAUCACAGACACCAGAGAAGCAAGAAGCGUCUUCUGCGAACGACGAGAGCCACGAGCCUGCAGCCGCCGCGACCGCCGAAUCAACGCCCGCCGUGAAACAAGACGUCUCGACCGCAACGAUCGAGAAGCGUAGCAGCUCAGUCGCAGAACAAGAUGCACAAUCCGCGCCCGAGGACAAUGCGGCUCACCACGUGCAUGGCAUUGCCCGCAUCAUACUGGUGUUUGGGCUUUGCGCAACCACCUUUAUCAUCGGUCUGGAUCAAAUGAUCAUAGCCACUGCUAUACCCAAGAUCACAACCUUGUUCAAAAGCUUAGACGAUGUCGGCUGGUAUGGCUCAGCUUACUUGCUUUGUAUCACUGCUCUGCAGCCAAGCUUCGGAAAAGUGUAUACAUACUUCGAUGUCAAAUGGACGUUCGUCACGGCCCUCGUCAUCUUCGAAGUGGGCUCGACCAUCUGCGCCGCUGCUACGAGCUCUCACAUGCUGAUUGUCGGCCGCGCAAUUGCUGGAACCGGAGGCGCUGGGCUGUAUUCAGGAGGCAUGACUAUGCUGGCCUACGCGAUCCCCCUCAGCCAGCGAGCCAUCUAUCUUGCCUGCCUCAGCUCCAUGUUCGGCAUCGCCUCCAUCGUCGGGCCGAUUUUGGGAGGAGUCUUCACCGAUCAGCUGACUUGGCGUUGGUGCUUCUGGAUCAAUUUGCCAUUUGGUGGACUGACCAUUGUGACCGUCGCUGGAUUCUUUAAGAGCCCAAAGCGAGACUUUAGUCACAUCACCUUCAAGCAGAAGAUCAAAGAAAUGGAUCUCAUUGGCGCCUUUUUUCUGAUUGGAGCCAUUGUGUGCCUUCUCCUGGCGCUUCAGUGGGGAGGCAUCACAUAUCCUUGGAAGGACAGCAAAGUAUGGGGCUGUCUUCUCGGAUUUUGCCUUUUGAUUCUGAUCUUCAUUGGAAUCCAAGUCAGAAGAAAAGAACAUGCAACCAUCCCCGUGCAUAUCAUGAAAAGAAGGACAAUCAUUGCGUGUGCGCUGGUACUCUCGCUCUUGUCCAUGGGUGUUUAUACUCAUGUUUACUGCGCAAUAGCUGACAUCGGCGUAGAUCUUCCAUUCUACUUCCAAGCCGUCAAAGGCGUGACAGCUGAGCAGAGUGGCAUCCGCUGCAUUCCGUAUCUGAUCUCAAAUACCAUCGGUAGCAUUUUCAUUGGCGGACUUGUUACGAUAAUAGGCUACUACACUCCGUUCAUUUAUAUAGGAUGUUGUCUAUUCACCAUUGGCUCUGGCCUGAUAUAUACCUUGAAGGUCCAAUCUCCAGCAGGACGGUGGAUUGGCUACCAGAUAUUAGCAGGGUUUGGAGCAGGCGGUUCCAUCCAGCUGCCCUUCAUAGCAACGCAAGUCGUACUUCCAGCAAAAGACAUGCCGACUGGAAAUUCUCUCGCCAUCUUCUUCAAUUCUUUAGGAGGAGCAAUCGCUAUUUCUAUUGCAGAGAACAUAUUUUCCAAUACAUUGGUCAAGGAGCUCCCUAAAGUUGGGCUUGGAGAUUACACGGCGCUCAUCAUCGCCUCAGGUGCUCAAGGCUUCCGGUCGGUCGUACCCAAGAAUCUCCUCGGAGCGGCUCUUCAGGCAUACAACGAUGCGAUCACUACAGCGUUCAUUUUGCCUAUUGCUGUUGGCGGACUCGCAUUCCUGGGCAGUCUCCUCUUUGAAUGGAAGAGCGUGAAGGGCAAGAACUUGCUAGCAGGCGGGCCAGCAUAA